Messenger RNA from Drosophila willistoni, 1617 nucleotides. RefSeq lists its product as uncharacterized. The coding region runs from base 234 to 1514 and encodes 426 amino acids. The transcript is spliced from 6 exons. The record is from RefSeq and is a predicted model, not a curated record. NCBI's taxonomy places the organism in Eukaryota, Metazoa, Arthropoda, Insecta, Diptera, Drosophilidae.
AAACGUUUGCCACACAAUUAUUCAUUUCAUGUAUAUACAUUGUAUAUAUAUUCUCAAAGACAAUUGAAAUCGGCAAAAGUUUGGUGGUUUUUUUUUUUUAUAAACGCCGAGAGACCCUUAUCGAAUAGACGUUAAUUGGCUGGCCAACUGAUCGGUUGCACAACACAUCAAACUAAGGAACUGAGGAGCGGGAACAGGAGCAGGAACAGGAGCAGAACAGAAGCCACAUCAAGAUGGCUGGAGUUAGUGUUGGAUUUGCAAAAUGCUUUAUACUAUUCAUGGCAGUUGUUAUAUUCGCCCAAGGUGCUGUCUAUUUAGGCCUGGCCAUAUGGGGCAUUACUCUGCAUGAGUGCUCAACAGAACCAACGGAAAUAGCCAAGGAGCCGUUUAAGUUUGCGAUGGAUUUGAUUUACUUUUCGGAUAAGUCAUGUGGUGAUCCGAUAGUGUCGCUUGAGGGUCAAUCUGCUACCCUCAGCAUGGACUGGGAAAAAUCGGAUAAAAUAACGCAUCGUGAAUUUAUAUUCUUCGUAACCUAUGCUGUGAUCAGUGGUUUAUGGCUGGUCACAUCAUUGCUAAUAAUAACCACAUUGUGCAAUGCUACAACUAAAGUCAUUUCGGGAGUUAUCUACUGGCCCUGGUUCUUGUCAGUGAUCGCUGGCAGCAUCGUGGAUGUGGUGGCGACUGUAUAUCAUGGUCUGGACCUAAGUCACACAUUGACCUAUCAAGAAGCCUUUGAAUACAUAGGAGCUACACUUAGCACACCGGAAUUGGGAACUUUUCUGGAACCCUUUGGUGUCUAUUUCUCCACGCCGGCUAUUCUGAUGAUCUGCCUUAGUUGUCGAGUGGUCUUGAUUUGGUUGCUCAAUGUUUUUGGCAGCGCCUUCUGUUUGUCAUUGUCGACUAUUCUGGCCAAACAAACGGCAGAGAAAUCUGCAGCUAAUAAGACCGCUCCUACCUCUAGUCAGGCACCCACUCGCCAGCCAACGCCGCAACCCCAGCCCCAGCCCCAGCCGUUGACACCGCAGCCACAACCCGUUGUCCAAGCUGUUGUUGUACCUGAGCCCGUACUGCUGGAAUAUCCUGAACAGAUACGUCCUAAGCCGUUGCCUAUCAUUAUACCAGCCGAGCAAUUCCCGCGUCAGGAUCGUACCACUUUGCAAUCGCCAGUAAUGGUAUUGCCGCCACCCCAACAGCAGCAGGCAGAUAUCAACACUUAUCGGCACACUGAAGCCCAUCCGGAUCGUCUCAACUAUCCACCAUCAGAGCCACCAACGCCCCGUGCCCCAUCUCCCGCCGUGCAGCAAUUGGCGGUCACUUCGCCUUUGAAUAAUCGCUAUAGCGAAAUCUAUCCAACAGCACCACCAGCCAAUCCUAGGGUUAGCGAAGAGCUGCGCAAUCAGAUGCCUUGGUCAUACACUAGCAUGACAGCCAAACCGCCGCCGCCACCACGUAAACCUCAGCUGCAAGUACAGAUCUAUCCACAAAUCCCCGAACCAGACUAUGCUGAGCAUUAGCCGGUUCAGGUGUUUGUAUACAUAUACUUAUACGAAAUAUAGAGAUGGAGAUGUUGUGUUAUUGUUAACUUUAUUUCAUAGUAAAGCUAAAGCGUAUGGCCAA